This is a messenger RNA of Ambispora leptoticha, 507 nucleotides long. The record is from the annotation of a GenBank genome assembly. Lineage: Eukaryota; Fungi; Glomeromycota; Glomeromycetes; Archaeosporales; Ambisporaceae.
AUGGCAUCAUCUCAUACUAACACAAAAAUUAUGGUUCAAAAGAGUAAUAGCAACGGAAUCUCCAAAACUAAAAGAGUCAAUGCAAGUUCUCGAAAUAGAAAGAAUAAUACUACUCCGGAUACUACAGGACGAAGACAUCUUUGGAUUGUAAGGAACGAGAUUUAUAAAUCGCCUCGAAACGUUAAAAAGAAAAUUACUGAAACUCAAUGUCGUAAAUGUCUCGAAAAUGAUGAAAGUAUUGAAAUAAUAGAGACAAAUAUUGAGAGUCUUGAGAAAGCUGUUAAUAAAUUGUCUUCUACUAUAAAUAAGAGAACUAAUUACAGUUUUAUAAACUUUGCACAACCUUUUUCUCAUUUAAAUAUAGAUGAUCUUCUGAAUCUUUCAAUGCAAUUUUCUAUACCAAAUAUAGACGAAAAAAAUAGCGGUCUCCAAAAUCGAGAAUUUUUCCAAACUAAUGAUAUCGAUUUAAGAUUUAAUUCCUUUCAUGAUUUGAAAAAAAUUUACUGA